UUUAGAUAAAGGUGAAUAGAAUAUAACUGAAAACACUGGACUGCCAAAGUCGGUCAACUUUUCCUGCAUUGUAAUCGCUGGCUGGUCACUGGCUGGUCACUGUCGUCCAGGCUGUCCUACACUAUAUAGACAAAGUUUCCGUACAACCAAAAUGCUGACCAUAUUCGUUGUGACAUUUAUGUUGGUAUUAAAUCCAAACGAGGCUGUGAGGCAAUCCCUACAAAUUAAUAGCGUGUGGAAUGGAGGUUUCCACGGCAGCUUCACGAUCCACCCAGGUCACGCUAUCAUUGGCUGGACAGCCCACUUGUCCUUCAGUAAAGCCGUACAGACCCUUGAGAUAUUCAAGGCCACAAUCUUAUCUUCAAGCAAUGGUAACAGAGAUUAUUUUGUUCAAAAUGUCCGAUGGGACGGAAACGUUACAGCCGAGGACUCACUGACUGUGGACUUCACCGGCACGAUGGUUGGUGACCAGGCACCGACCGGAACUGUCACAUUGACGGAAGUAACCGUGGGAGGAAGUAGCAAUCACGUGACAAACCCCACUACAUUAGGACCCGCAAUCCCACAAUCAACUAACCAGUCUGUUCUUGCUCUCAAUACCAAGUACGAUUACGCCGAAGCCUUACGUUUGUCAAUACUGUUUUACGCUGCGCAGCGAUCAGGGAAACUUCCGGCAAAUAACCCUAUACCUUGGAGGGGUGACUCCGCUCUGCAAGAUGGACAUGAUGUGCACACUGAUCUCACAGGAGGAUGGUAUGACGCUGGCGAUUUAAUAAAGUUUAAUUUCCCGAUGGCGUCCACCACUACAUUGUUGGUGUGGGGCCUUAUUCGGUGGCCGGACGCCUAUCAGGCCGCUGGACAGCUGGACAAUAUGUAUGACAGCGUCAAAUGGCCACUCGACUACUUCCUAAAGUGUUGGAAGCCAAGCCGUCACACGCUGUAUAUACAGUGUGGUAAUGGGCAUGCAGGGCAUGACUACUGGGGCAGGCCGGAAGACAUGAAUCCAAACAGACCAACGUACAAAGUCACUGCCCAAAAGCCCGGAAGUGACGUGGCAGGGGAGACAGCUGCUGCCAUGGCAGCUGGUUCAAUUGCCUUUCAGUCUAAAGACACAGUCUACGCCAACAGGUUACUUACGGCAAGUAGAUCUCUCUACGUCUUCGCCAAGUCUCACAGAGGAAAAUAUUCGGACAGUGUACAUGAUGUCCAUGAAUUCUAUGCAUCCAGUGGCUAUGAAGACGAGCUAUGUACAGCCGCCGCCUGGCUCUACAAGGCCACUAACGAGACACACUAUCUGACCGACGCUCAGCAGUUCUACGAUUCCGAUACGGCUUAUGCGCUCUCUUGGGACGAUAAACAAAUAUCCUGUCAGGUCCUACUAUGGGAGCUCACCGGUAAGGCCAAGUACAAGACAAGCGUGCAGCACUUCCUGCAUAACUACAUGCCCGGAGGAAAUGUACCUUACACUCCCUGUGGUCUUGUCUUCAGGGCCAAGUGGGGCUCUCUAGCAUUUGCAGCUAAUGCCGCUUUUGUCGCUCUCAUGGCCUCUGAGGAUGGGAUAGGUGGAGCUGACUACAAGACUUGGGCUCUGUCGCAGAUAGACUACGCCCUUGGGGAAAACAAUCAUAACUUCAGCUACGAGAUCGGAUUUGGUUCGAAAUACCCCGUCAAGCCUCAUCACGUGGGAAGUUCGUGUCCGAGCCCUCCGGCUACAUGUGACUGGGAUGCAUUCAAUUCUCAUGCUCCGAACCCGCACAUCCUUUAUGGAGCCCUGGUAGGGGGUCCAGGUCAUCAUGACGACUACACUGAUGACCGGAAGGACUAUGUCAAGAACGAAGUGGCUUGUGAUUAUAACAGUGGCUUUCAAUCUGCAUUAGCAGGGCUGGUGCACUUCGCGCUCCAGCACGAUCUGCCAGCGGCUCCAACACUGAGAUGCAGUAGUCGUAAAAGACACUGACACUGCUAGAAAGCCUGUCAAAGACCAGAGAUAAAGCAUCGCCACUCCCAGACCUCUGUCAUCUCUGUCCCGCUAUCACCUCAUAAUUACAGCAGAGGUCAGACAAAAAUAAAAUUAUCUGG
Mizuhopecten yessoensis (Yesso scallop) is the source of this 2079-nucleotide messenger RNA. Its product is annotated as endoglucanase 13-like. NCBI's taxonomy places the organism in Eukaryota, Metazoa, Mollusca, Bivalvia, Pectinida, Pectinidae. Gene Ontology annotation, molecular function: hydrolase activity, hydrolyzing O-glycosyl compounds; polysaccharide binding. Gene Ontology annotation, biological process: carbohydrate metabolic process. The transcript is spliced from 12 exons. The record is from RefSeq and is a predicted model, not a curated record. Bases 152 to 1957 code for a protein of 601 amino acids.